ACCAUACGCCACUUGGCGGUUCCUGAGAAGUGAGAAGCGAUUUGAAGAGCGGGGUUGGUCGUGGAGGAGCGGUUCGGUGGUGACCAAAAUCGAAGUCCUCGACAUCAAAAUGUUACAGUUUCCGGCGUAUAUGACACAGUUUCCUUCAUCGACAAGGACGAUUCCGACGUCGUUCCUAUUACCAUCUCAAUGGCCUCAGCCUCAUAACGAAGAACUCCUUCUCGCAAUGGAGGAGUCCGAGUUUGAAGAAAAGUGCAAUGAGAUCAGGAAGACAAAUAGCAACCUUAUCGUGAUAGGGAAAACUACCACUGAUAAUGACAAGGAGGAGUUUGAUAAUGAUGCUGAUGACGAUGAUGCUGACAAUGGGGAGGAAUCUGAGGGUGAAGAAUUUGAGCAAGAAACUGGUUGAAGAGAUGCGCAUCAAUGCUCAUUAACUUGUGUGGAAGAAUCUUAAAAUAAGUGCAGAUGCCUUGAUCAUAUCUAGUAGUUGCUUCGCCACACAUCCAUAGCUUUCUUUUCUCUUAUUUCUAUUUGAAUCAAUUUUAUAUAUCCUAUGAACUAUAUUAUGGCAGCAUAAUUUAUUAAUUGAUACCUCGACUUCAGCAUGGGAGAAUACAAAGAACUUAUUAGACUGUUAUUCAUUUA
Molecule: messenger RNA, 645 nt
Organism: Prosopis cineraria
Lineage: Eukaryota; Viridiplantae; Streptophyta; Magnoliopsida; Fabales; Fabaceae
Exons: 2
Coding region: 110-409 (99 amino acids)
Biological process (GO): regulation of mitotic cell cycle spindle assembly checkpoint
Cellular component (GO): anaphase-promoting complex
Source: RefSeq, a predicted model, not a curated record